AAAAUUUGUUUGUAGUGGCAACGCUGGUUCUUUGUUUUGAUUUGUUGUGGUUUAAUCCUCGGUCCUACAAUAAAAAAAAUAAAUAAUUUGCAUGAUUGAGCAACUAUUCUGGUGGGUAUUCGGAGCUUGGGGCAGCUUGGUCGUCGUAAAUUUCAAUGGGUAAUAAUAUAGCAUACGAUAGUGAAACUGAUGACGAUGAGAAUCUAAGCGAUAUUAGUGAGGAUGAACAUUUACCUUUGGCCUUGGGAUCAAUUCUGCAGCAAGUUAUCAACCAAGAGACAAAUGAAAUGCCUCCAGUUAUAAGGAAAAAACCAGAUUUAAGAGUUUUUCGGCACACCAUGAUGUACAAAGAGAUUAAAGCGCUGAGUGGACUACCUGCAAACAGUAGAAGACCAAGCGAAAGGUGGUGCUUAACUCGAGGACUAAUAAAAAGAGAAAAUGGCUUGGCAGGAUUUCCAAGUGGCUCCUUCACAUCGGGUCAACACCGUCGCAUAGUAAAUUAUUUUGUACCCAAUAAAAAGGCGGAUCGUCUAAUGUCGCUGGACUCUAAAAUUUACGUCUGUAAAUUUAACAACGACGGUAGUCGCCUAAUUACUGCCUCCCAAGAUGCCACAGUGCGCAUUUUUGAUGCUUCCAGGGGAACGUAUCAUCGCAUAAAACGUCUCAAAGUGCGGGAUGUAAAUUGGAGUAUUCUCGAUGUAGAUUUCAGCCCAUGCGGUAGAUUUUUCGCUUACUCAACUUGGUUCGAUUCAUUUCUUGUUGUGCCGGUCGACAGUGAUGGAGGCAAUGACUGCCAAAAUUAUGAUCUAGGUGUUGAGAGAAAUCGAGCAGGCAUGUUUUCCGUGCGGUUCUCGCCUUGCGAUAGAGGCAGAACCUUGAUUGGCGGCUGUAACGAUUCCAACAUUUAUAUUUGCGAUCGCGAAACAAGACAUGUUAAUGCCUUGCGAACCCAAACAUCACCGUCUGUGGAUAUUAAUGCUGUUGCAUAUGUUAAUGACCUAGAUCCAAACGUUAUUGUCAGCGGCUGCAACAAUGGUAUACUCAAACUCUGGGAUUUACGAUGUUGUGGUUAUGAUUACCGCCCAUCAAAAUGUCAAAGUACAUUUCUUGGCCAUUUUGAUGGUGUAACUUACAUAGAUCCACGUAAAGAUGGAAACUACGUUUUGUCUAACUCAAGAGACCAGAGUAUAAAAAUAUGGGAUUUGCGUCAACCCACGCCCAACUCAAAAGUGCGGAAACAUCCCAUUACACCACUCAUCGAAUGGGAUUACCGUUUUAGCCAGGUGCCCAGAGAAUAUUAUAAUCCCACUAAGGCAUUGGAAGGAGAUGUUAGCGUUAUGACAUACAGAGGUCACAGGGUAACAAAGACUCUUUUAAGAGCAAAAUUUUCACCGGCUGCACAAACUGGCCAGCGCUACAUAUACACAGGCUGCAGUACAGGAAGAAUUAUAAUAUACGAUGUUCUAACUGGUCAAAUUAAAGAAGCCAUAGAAAGCCACAGGAAUGUUAUACGAGAUUUGGAUUGGCAUCCUGUACGGAGUGAAUUAAUUUCAUCAUCGUUUGAUGCCCAUGUAAAUUUGAAUAUGUAUAAAAACAAGCCUAACAUAAUCAGGUCCGGUUCAAAUAAUAUACAACCUUUGCGAAGAUCUCGUCGUAUAGCCCAUCGCAAAGGUGAAAUUGAUGUGGAGGGCGAAGAUGAGGAUGAUGACGUAGAUUUUUAGUAUAAAUACCCACAAGCAGUGUGCAACAUUCUUUUAGUGUGUAAAUAAUGUUCUACUUGCGUACGUACAUAAAAGGAGCAGAUUUAUUUUCGCUACAUUGAGCAUUUCAUUAUAUGUUUACCUUAAAUUAAUCUCAUUUA
Molecule: messenger RNA, 1861 nt
Organism: Stomoxys calcitrans (stable fly)
Lineage: Eukaryota; Metazoa; Arthropoda; Insecta; Diptera; Muscidae
Product: DDB1- and CUL4-associated factor 11
Exons: 6
Coding region: 156-1721 (521 amino acids)
Biological process (GO): proteasome-mediated ubiquitin-dependent protein catabolic process
Cellular component (GO): Cul4-RING E3 ubiquitin ligase complex
Molecular function (GO): protein binding
Source: RefSeq, a predicted model, not a curated record